AUGGGCAGCGAGUCCAGGUCCCUGGCCCUCUCUCCACUGUUGGAAAGCUCUAUUACACUGCUUUCCACAUCUGUCACCCACUGCACUGUAAACGUCCUGAAGGCACCCAGCAUUAUUCCAGGCACAUUGUAAGUCCUCUUUGACUGUUGUUUAGUGAAUGAAGAAAUCAAAACAAGAAGGGCUGCUCUUUUUUUUCUGCAGAACGGAGUGUUUUAGUCACCAGUCUCCCAGGUGGCUGACCCAGGGCCUGGCAUACAUAAGUCACACAAAGCCAGCGUACCCUGAGCAGGUGUGUAACCUCCCAGUGUCUUCACGGUACACAGGCUCCUCUGCUGCUGCCUCUUGGGCCAUGGCCUGGCCAAGGCAGCUGAACUGCUGUCACUUGGGGCAGUCGUUGUGUCACUUUACUGUGCCUUCAAGCUAAGAUAGGCAGUGGUUUGGGAGAGGAAUCUGUAUUCUGAUGGCCAGGGCUGUACUGCAGUCCUCCCUCUGAGGUACAGGCUGGAUGCUGUCCAAGUAUAUGCUUGAGAUGGAGCACUGGGUAAUCAGUGCUGUUUCAACAGUGUUACUAGUAAUUGGUCUGCAGUGCAUACUGAGGGCUAGUGUCAAAUAUUCAGGAAGCCGUUGCGUGUGGCCAGGGAGCUGUUUGAUACCCUGUCCUGCAUUAAACAGACUGAUCUAUGACCUGGAGGAUUACCUUUAUUUAGCUCUGCACAGGAGGGAGAGAAACUUUUAUAGCAUAGUGGCCAAAGAUUUGUGGCAGCUUUAUAAGCAAGCCUUUAUGGCCAUGCUUUAAAAUUAGGGAUUUUAGGCCUCAGGAAAUAUCAGUUGAGGGCUAAUGCCAAUUCUCAGUGGAAGCUGAAUUGGAUGUCCCAAAUUUGGCAUCAUAACGGCUGAUUCAAACCCGCGUUCUAUGGGAAGCGCGGCCCCAAGUCUUCCCUGUGAUCCCCUCAUCGCGCGUCUCCCCCUGCGUGCCCACGAGCCCCGCGCUGCAGCCUCGCGCAAAUCUGGCAGCCACGGCUUGUCCCCUGUCGGCGGGGUCCAACAGACCCUCCGGGAGGCGAGCUGCAGCCUGGGGGCUGGCGGAGGGCGAUCGGCUAGGAAUUGUCGCCAUUCGGCCCUCGGCCUCUGCGAAGCCAGGUCUAAAUUAUAAGAUAGCAUUUAGGGAACUCUGGAUUAAAUUAUGAGUCAUUCUUCAAGUUGGACACUUGUGCCUCCGGGCGGUUUCAGUUCCUCCAACCCCAGCCCCGUUUCUGCACCCCGCCAGCCUUACCCUCUUCCUUCACCGGCGUCCAGCUCCAGCCCUGCACAGGCGGCCCUGGCCUCGCGGGGCUGUCGCCCAGCCCUCCCUCCGCUCCCUGGGUGGCCACCCCGAGGCCGGGGGGCGGGGCUGCGGCAGCGCCGGCAGGGCCGCGAGGGCGGGGCCGCGGGCGGGGGCGGCGCUGCCCGGAGCGCAGGGAGUCGAGCGAGCGCGAGCGCCAGGCGCCGGGGCCAGCAUGGCGUGGCCCUGCAUCAGCCGCCUCUGUUGCCUGGCGCGGCGCUGGAACCAGCUGGACCGCUCCGACGUGGCUGUGCCACUGACCCUGCACAGCUACUCCGAACUCGAGAGCGAGGAGCCGGGCCUGGGCGGUGCCACCUCACGCAGGGGCUCGUCCCCCGCAGGCUCGCGGGACCCCGGCCGGGACGUGCCGCUUACUCAGUACCAGCGGGACUUCGGCGUGUGGACGGCGCCCGCGAGGCCCAGAGAUGCAACACUGGGGCGCGGGUCGGGAGCGGGCGGCCGCAGGAUCAAGCCCCCCGCGCCCUACAGCCGGGGGGUCUACGUGCUCCCCGUCGGCGACGCAGAUGCGGCUGCAGCGGCGACCACAUCGUACAGACAGGAAUUCCAGGCUUGGACUGGAGUGAAGCCAUCGAGAUCCACAAAGGUGAAACCCGCCACAGUCAUCACAACCCACAGCUCUGGAUGGGACAGCAGCCCCGGGGCUGGCUUCCAGGUCCCUGAGGUGAGGAAGAAGUUCGCCCCUAACCCCUCAGCCAUCUUUCAGGCCUCAGCUCCCCGGAUCCUCAACGUGUGAUUGCCCACGGAGAGGAGCGAGCAGCCACAGAGGAUCAGAACCCACUGCCCGGGGACUGGUAAGAGGACUUUAAUGUGCCAUGGCUACUGCUGCUCUCCCUUGGAGGCUUGUAGAUUCUGAGAACGCUGACCCUGGGCUGCAGUCGCACUGCUGUCGUAUGUAGUAAUAUUUAACAGAACCCACGAACUUCCUCUUUUACACUUACCCAUUUCCCCCCAACCCCGCUAGGAGCCUAGGGUAAAAGGACUGUCUUUGAAGCUAGUCUUGGGCUCAAAUCUUGGCUUUUCCAUUCACUAGCUGGGAGCAGUUUAAGCUUCUGUUUCCUUAUCUGCAAAGUAUGGGUAAUGCCACUCCCCUCCCCACCCCCCCUAGAGAAUGUGUUUAUGUGCAGCGUGCUUAGUACAGUAAAUGGCCAACAAAGCACAGCUGCUGUACUUAUUCUCUCCUGCCCAAGCACCCCUUCCCGGGAGCCUGCUUUACUCCCAUCUGCAGCUUUGGUCCAUCUGAUGCCACUGACAGGCCCUCUCAGUAGCCCCUGCCUGUGUCACACCACAUAGCCAGCCAUGCCCAUCCCUUCCCCAGAGCCUGGCCCAAGAGCCCAUUCACUGAGCUGGGGGUAAAGCAGGCUGCCCCAUGCUGGCAGUGUUGGCACUGCAGCAGCAGUGGGAGCACCACUGCCUGAGAGAGGCCUGACCUCUGGAAGGCAUCCUGCACACCCAGGAACAAACAGCUUUUCAAAAACACCCCAACCCAACAGCCUUCCUUACUAGACUUCAUUAAUUAUUAGAUCUGGAUUCUGAAACAGCAGCUUCCUCCCACUAGGUCUUCAUAAGGCCUUAACACUGAGAUAAUAGCAGCCUCAGCCACGUGGUCCCAACUCACCUAGGUCAUAUGUAUGAUACAAACAGACGAAGACCGAAAGGAACGCACUGGAACACUGAUGGUGGCUAUCUUUGAGAAGGGGAACUAUGGAUAAUUAAAAAUUUUUUACACCUUACAGUAUUUGCUAAAAGUUUCUAUAUAAUUAGCAUUUUUAUAUUAAAUUAAAAAGCAGUUUAAUCUGCUUGUUAGGUAAUUUUAGCCAAAGGAAAGAGUUCAAAUUAAUUAUUCCAUGACCAAAGUUAACGCUGCAGUAGCAGCCUUGACCAGCCGUGAGGAGGCCCAACCACAGGGAGGCCCCUGGGUCCUGUCACCCACAGUCAUUUAGACCGAGACUGACGGCUCCGUAGUGAGUCGAAUUCAGAAAAACCCAUUACAAACACUGAUACUUUCAUCCUUGUAAUAACUCCAGGAUUUUCGGCCAAACUCCAAAAAGCAGCUUUUGAGAGAACCUUGGCCAUGCAGCCCACCCUGGGCCAACGGGGGACCCUUUGAGCAGGAUCAGCUCCGCUGGCCUCACUCACACAGGCGCCUUCAGUCAGUUAAGAGGGAGUCCCCGAUUAAGGUCCUCCAGUUUCCGGCAGAGGUUGUCAGCAGAGGAGAAUGAUGAUGGGCACUCUAAAUGAGAGGUAAUCAGUCUUAUGACAGCUGUGGUGACAAAAGAAAGGGACUGUCCAUCUCCAAGGGACCGAUAGCCUGAGACCCAGAGAAGAAGGGGAGAAGACUCGUCUGUGUGAGGGUGGCUAUAAGGUCACCAAGGAAGAAGUCACUUCUACCACAAGGAAAGGAGUUAGAUCAAGAAGGUCUUCAAAGGAGAAAUGAUGCUGAGGAAGGGGGCUCCUGAAUGAACAGUGUGUUCCUGUUGCGUGUCACGGGCCAGAACAUUCCUGGCUGGGGCACAACACUUGGGACACUUGGGCACAAAUAGUUCUGUAGGGACCAUCCUGGGGGGUGGGCGGGACACCCAGGGUGGGCUCCUGUUCUCUAAGGCAGCUCUUGGAGUCCUCAGGUCCCUUCACCUCAGCUGAAGGAAAGAGCAUGGAAAACUGCUGGGGCUGACGUGGCCCGAAAACCAUGGAGGCUGACAGGUGACCACGUGCUCCAAGGAAACACCUCUCGGCUGCUGAUGGUGCCAGAGUCCCACCAGUGCUUACCUGGCUCGCUGUCAAUCUGGGUCAGCACAUCCUCGAUCGAGUCCCCGUCGCUCCUCAGGCUUUCGGGGUCAGGUGGGGUGUAGCCAUGGCAGCGACACCAGUGAGCAAUGUGCUUGGUUUUAAGCGGGGUCAGGUGAUGAAAUCUUGGAUUCUUUUCCAGUAUUUCUUGUAAGACUUUUCGCAUUGUCAUCGCUCUUUGCCACUUAAAAAAAUUGAGGGGGGAGGGGGAGAAUUCUUCAACUUAGCGUGUUCAAAUAAAUCACCCAACUCUAAACUACCA
This is a messenger RNA of Orcinus orca (killer whale), 4388 nucleotides long. RefSeq names its product MAP6 domain containing 1 (gene MAP6D1). The transcript is spliced from 6 exons. Gene Ontology annotation, molecular function: calmodulin binding; microtubule binding. Gene Ontology annotation, biological process: cytoskeleton-dependent intracellular transport; regulation of microtubule cytoskeleton organization; microtubule cytoskeleton organization. The record is from RefSeq and is a predicted model, not a curated record. Gene Ontology annotation, cellular component: microtubule; cis-Golgi network; Golgi-associated vesicle. Lineage: Eukaryota; Metazoa; Chordata; Mammalia; Artiodactyla; Delphinidae. The coding region runs from base 1497 to 2075 and encodes 192 amino acids.